AGCGGAGUAAGUCCGAGGCAAACGCCGACACCGGCCGUCCGUCGCGUAACCCAAACCAGCUCACGCGACGCGUAGCUUAAAUCCACCCAUCGCCUCCGACAUGCUCGAAUGCCCGAUUUGUAGCAAGCCCGUCAAGGAAAACCGCAUCAACGAGCACAUCGACAGCGACUGCAAGGACCACCUCGUCGAGCAGAGCAGCAGCACUCCCAAUCCUGCAAAGGCCCACAGCUUCUUCGCGCCGGCAGCCCGCAAGUCCUCCAGCCAGAAGAAUGGGAACCUGCCCUCGUCGCCGCCACCAACACAGCUGGUAGAGCGCUCCAGGACGCCCCCCGCGGGCACAAAACGACCCCUCGAAGACACGGCACAUGACCACACCAAUGGCGAGCCACAAUCACCGCCAGCCCCCAAGCGCGCACGCAGGCUGAAGGCAGUCGAGGAUGCAAUGCCGCUGGCAGAGCGCAUGCGGCCCACCUCGCUGGACGACGUGUGCGGGCAAGAGCUGGUGGGGCCAGGGGGCAUGUUAAGGGGCAUGAUGGACGAGGGCAAGCUCCCCUCGAUGGUGCUCUGGGGGCGUCCCGGCACAGGCAAGACGACCAUCGCGCGCCUGAUCGCCAACACAUCGGGCGCGCGCUUCGUCGAGAUCAACAGCACGAGCACGAAGCUGGAGGAGGUGCGCAAGAUCUUCACCGAGGCAGCGCGGGACCUACAUCUCACGGGGCGCAAGACCAUCGUCUUCUGCGACGAGCUGCACCGCUUCUCCAAGACGCAGCAGGACGCCUUCCUGGGCCCCGUCGAGUCCGGCACAAUCACCCUCAUCGCAGCCACCACGGAAAACCCCUCGUUCAAAGUAAUCUCCGCCCUCCUCUCCCGCUGCCGCACCUUCACCCUCGACGACCUCAAAGAGCCCCACCUAAUCUCCAUCCUCUCGCGCGCCAUGGCCGCAGAAAACUUCUCCUCCCCCCUCCUCGACACCCCCAUGCUAGAAUACUUCGCCCGCUUCUCCGACGGCGACGCGCGCACCGCCCUCAACCUGCUCGACCUAGCAAUGACCCUCUCCAAACACCCCAACACAACGAAAUCCCAAAUCCAGCAAAGCCUCACAAAAACACUCGUCUACGACCGCGCGGGCGAUCAGCACUACGACUCCAUCUCCGCCCUGCACAAAUCUAUCCGCGGGUCCGACCCAGACGCCGCUCUGUACUAUCUCGCGCGCAUGCUCGAGUCCGGCGAAGACGCGCGCUACAUCGCGCGCCGCCUCAUCGUCGUUGCGUCCGAAGACGUCGGGCUGGCCGAUAACUCGAUGCUGGCCCUCGCCACCGCGACGUAUGCCGCGUGCGAGAAAAUCGGACUGCCCGAGUGUCGCAUUAAUCUGGCGCACGCUGUUGUUGCGCUGGCUCUGGCGCCGAAAUCUACUCGUGCGUAUAGGGGCUUGAAUAAUGCUAUGCUUGCGCUAAGGGAGCCUGGGGUGGCGGCUUUGCCGAUUCCGAUGCAUUUGCGUAAUGCGCCCACGCGGUUUAUGAAGGAUAGGGGGUAUGGGGAGGGGUAUAAGUAUAACCCUGAGUAUGUGGGGGGGAGGGUUAGGCAGGAGUAUUUGCCUGAGGGGAUUAGGGGGAGGGCGUUUUUGGAGGAUUUGGAUUUGGGGAGUAAAGUGGAUGCGGAUAUUGUUGAGGACGAUGAGCUGCGGCCGGAGAUGGAGGAGUGAUGUUUUGCGUUUGCAUGAGUUGUUGGAUGGGUGGUUGGGGCGGGGAAGGUUUGGCUUUGACUCGGGGUCGCUGACUGAAUGUGUAUAGUAAUGUAAAGCAAAGUACAGGUUGCAUUCCUGAAUCGACACCUCGUAGCUUUCCUUUACCCCUCCCCCUUACCCACCAAGCAUCAAGCACCAAGCACCAAGCACCGAAAACAACAUAGUGCUUACUCACUCUCCGCCCCGUCACAUGUUAAAGCAAAGCACAUCACAUGUCAAAGCACACCACCCCAUCACCCCUAAACAACACCAGUCUUGUCUAAAACUCUCGGGCUUUU
Molecule: messenger RNA, 2022 nt
Organism: Dothidotthia symphoricarpi CBS 119687
Lineage: Eukaryota; Fungi; Ascomycota; Dothideomycetes; Pleosporales; Dothidotthiaceae
Product: P-loop containing nucleoside triphosphate hydrolase protein
Exons: 1
Coding region: 101-1702 (533 amino acids)
Biological process (GO): regulation of DNA repair; DNA-templated DNA replication; DNA repair
Cellular component (GO): nucleus
Molecular function (GO): ATP hydrolysis activity; single-stranded DNA helicase activity; ATP binding
Source: RefSeq, a predicted model, not a curated record